Messenger RNA from Chaetomium strumarium, 631 nucleotides. RefSeq lists its product as uncharacterized. The record is from RefSeq and is a predicted model, not a curated record. Bases 261 to 503 code for a protein of 80 amino acids. Lineage: Eukaryota; Fungi; Ascomycota; Sordariomycetes; Sordariales; Chaetomiaceae. The transcript has a single exon.
AUAUAUUCCAGCAGCUGCAAGCACAGCCUGACGCACAAAGCGCAUAGUGCAUGCGCAAAGACCUGGCUGAGAAGCCAACAGCAGAUCAAAGUCCACCCCUUCCUCAAUCCUGAGCCUCAUGCAUAACGUAUGGGUAGCAGCCAGCUAUACAACCGGUGAACGCCGCCCAAGACCGCCACAGCCCAUUGAGAAGAGCUGGCCCACAUCGCGCUGCUUGAAUGGAAGAUCGGGUGUGGAUGAGAAGAGUUAUGUAAUCUACAAUGGCUUUAACGUACUUAUCCCCGGUCUGGCUUUUCUUUGGCGUUCCUCACCAACCAUCGUUGCUGUCUCUAACACUGUUGGCGUUGCUGUCCUCACCACCGUUGUUGUUGCCGUCUUUACUAGCAUUAUCGUCGCUAUCUUCACCACUGUUGUCGUACGCCGUUUCCUUACCACCAUUAUCGUUGCCGUCCUUACUACCAUCGGCCGUUACCGUCCUUGUCAACCGGUCUUUACUAUUAUAACGCCAUUAUAUCUUUGUAAUUCUCCGUUACUAAGGAUACUUUAUUCUUCGGACUCGACGUUGGACUGGAUAUAUACUUAUCGAGGCUGGAGGCAGCCAAGUCCUUCUCUUAUAUAUAGAAGAAUAUAG